Molecule: messenger RNA, 1952 nt
Organism: Ceraceosorus bombacis
Lineage: Eukaryota; Fungi; Basidiomycota; Exobasidiomycetes; Ceraceosorales; Ceraceosoraceae
Source: the annotation of a GenBank genome assembly
AUGUCAGUCGUGUGGUCCAUCUGCGUCGCCUUCGGCCGCAUCACCACUCUCUUGCAGGUCAUCCUAUACCUACCACUCACCUUGGACGUAGCUGGUGUGGUGAGUCGAUGUUCAUACCUCCUGCGCCCUUGCGGCAUCGCAAUUGUAUUGACUAUCGGUCUGCGAAAAUUUACGCAGGAUGCGUUCUUGGCGCUCUCCGCUUCAUUGGCCUGCUACUACUUCUUUCUUUCCUCUAUCCGAGCACUCGUCAAAGGCACGAGCUUGGCCUGGCUAGGCACAUUCCUCGCGACGUUUCAAUUCCUCGUCGUACCAGCAUGUCUGCUUGUCGUCUUCAAUGUCUACUCUCCUCCCAGUAGCUCUUACUUCUCCACGAAACCGCAGUCCAGGGCAGGGGCCUUUGCAUCAGCGCUCGGUGGAGACAACAGUAGUGUAGGGGCCAUUGCAGAGCUAAGAGCAGUCCUGCACGGCGUUGGUCUCGCUGAGGGCUUGCUCGGCGAGACGGUAGGGAUAGCUGUAUCUAGCGUGCUGGAAUGGAUUGUGGAGCACACCUUCUGGCUCGCUAGAGCUGUGCCGCCUUGGUGGCACACUUUGCUGAGAUGGAGCAGCCCAGCGUUUAGCUUGUUGGAAGGCAUCUCCACUCUGUUGGUCAUUCAGGUGAGCGCACAAUAAGGCUUUUCGUUGCUACAACGCUGUGUCGCUCACGCUGUGAGCACCGCAUGCAGGUGCUUGGCAGCCUAUCGCGAUACAUCAUCGCCGCUUCGCUCUCAUCUCCUCCUUCACCCCGCCGAAAAUGGCUUUCCUGGCUGCCAUCAUUUGGCUUAGGUGGAGCAGAAGGCUGGCAGCUCCUCUUUCUGGUCAGCGCAGCGUUCGUGUAUGUCUCAAGUGCCGUAGCCCUCUACCUGUCGUUCGAUGGAGCCACUAGAAAUCGCCCCGGCGCCGCGGCAGCUACUGGUGCAGCUGUAUCAUCCACGCUGUGGCUCACUGCCAUCGCGUUUGCAGUUCGAAAAGGCAACGUCAUAGAAACCAGUCUUAUGGUGAGUGAAAUCAGUCAUGGAUAAGACAGGCGCAAGCAGCUUCAAUUUCUCUACUGACGGAGACUUUGCCUAUUCACCUCAACUAGUUCGGCUAUGUGGUAUGGAACGUCUAUCAACUAGCAGAUUCCCUUGCAUUCACUGCGGAUCCGCUGGCACUCAUUCGGUCCUUCAAGACUGACUCGCUCGUAUCCGCGCCUUUGCCGCCGUUGAUCCUCGCAUCUGCAACCGCUCUAUUUGACCUUGCUGGGCAUACGCUAGGUCACUCGGCGCGUUUCAUUGCAGCCGCAGGAGCGGCUUUGCCGAAGAGUGUCAUCGUCAGUCUUGUGUACAGGUUGAUGGUGCUAUACGCUGCAUCGCGCAUCUUGCCCGUCCUGAAGGCAGCCGAAGGCGCGUGGAGGGACCAGCAAGUGCAGCAGGAAGAGGAGGACAGCGGCUCGGAGACCGACGAGGAACUCAGAAUGGACGGGAUGGUAAAGGGAAAGGCGAAAGAGGGAGUCGAGACCAAAUUGCGUGAUCGAAAGGCUGCGGCGGCGGCUCGGCGCAGGAAGCGAUUGCGGCGGAGCCAGGAUCGGGAUGAGCCUUUUGGGGCUUGUGAGUCACAGAGACCUCUCUGCGAGAAUGCACAUCCUCAUGAAGCUGAUUCACCGUGCUCCUCCGCCUACUUCAGUCAUUUCGAUCAUUGUCUCCUAUUCCCGGCUUUUGCUAAUAGCAGUCUACUCGCAUCUUCUACGUGAGUAAGCAUCAUCAAACGCCCUCGUGCCACGCCCGGCUAAAAGCUCAACUCCUUGACAUGCAGUGCUGGACCAGAGUCACAUGACAGUCCAUAGGUUCCUCGCUGUGGGCACAGCGCUGACAGUGUGGUCCUUUGAGCUGGUCUUAGGUGACUCGGAGGAAGGUAUGAGGAACACCUCGUGGUGA